Molecule: messenger RNA, 330 nt
Organism: Schistosoma mattheei
Lineage: Eukaryota; Metazoa; Platyhelminthes; Trematoda; Strigeidida; Schistosomatidae
Source: the annotation of a GenBank genome assembly
AUGGAACCAGUUAAAGCAUAUGCUGAAGAAACAAAACGAUGGAUUAUUUUACCAUUGCACGGUGCAUUAUCUGCAUCACAUCAAGAGAAAGUUUUUCAUGUUGCUUCAAACUGUGUACGUAAAUGUAUUUUAUCAACAAAUAUCACUGAAACCGCUCUAACUAUAGACGGAAUAAGUUUACCUUCUUGUAAUCUUCAUGGACCCAUUUCUAACGUUACAAACCUGUUGGCUGAACUUUCAUCAAAAUGGCAGAAAAAAUCUGUUGAGGACAAUGAUGGCAUUUAUUGUCGUGCAAAGUAUCAACAAGGAACGACUUACGUUCAGUUUUAG